GAUAACGCCGCUAGUCUGACUCUUACGUGCUUGCCUAGAAGUUUUCAAAUAUUUUCUCUCACUUUAAAAUGCUGUACUAAAUCCGAGAACGGAUCGUCGGUGAAAUUUGAAGUCUUUGGUGUGCUCUACAACCGACUCGAUGACGAUAAGAACAGUGAAAGUGAGCAAUGUUUCAUUAAGUGCAUCUCAGCAAGAUAUAAAGGAGUUUUUUUCCUUUUCUGGGGAAAUUGAACAUAUUGAGUUGCAUAGUAGUAAUGAGCGAUCUCAAAUUGCAUAUGUUGUCUUCAAAGAUCCACAGGGGGCAGAGACAGCAAUUCUUCUUUCGGGGGCAACUAUAGUGGAUCAGUCUGUAACAAUAGAUUUGGAUCCAGAUUUUAAGCCACCUGCUGCUACUUCUGCUCUUUCUCUUGGAGCACAGAACAAAAAUGCUGGUGGUGCUGAAUCCGCUGUCCAGAAGGCAGAGGAUGUUGUAAGCAGCAUGCUGGCCAAGGGCUUUGUUCUCGGAAAAGAUGCAGUCAACAAAGCAAAGGCCUUCGAUGAGAAGCACCGGUUCACAUCAACUGCCACUGCAACAGUUGUUUCUAUUGAUAAAAAAAUUGGCCUCAGUGAGAAAAUAAGUGCUGGAACAUCUCUUGUCAAUGACAAAGUGAGGGAGAUGGAUCAAAAGUUUCAGGUCUCUGGAAAGACCAAGUCUGCCUUGUCAGCUGCUGAGCAGACAGUUAGUAAUGCAGGAUCUGCUAUCAUGAAGAACCGCUAUAUUCUGACUGGGGCUUCAUGGGUUACUGGUGCAUUUAAUCGGGUCUCAAAGGUAGCUGGGGAAGUGAGUCAGAAGACACAAGAGAAGGUGUUGGCCGAAGAGGAAGAGGCUAGAAAAGCAGAAGGCUAUGUUCAGGUUCAUGAGUCUGAAUCUCCAAAGGCUGCAAAAUAGGAUUGUAUGACUCUUUAUGCUGUAAGUCCAUACUUUGAUUUGUCAAAAAAGUGUGUACAUACCUUGUUAAAGAAUUUGAAUCUUGUUGUUCAAUGACUAGUUUGAAAGCUGUUAAUAUAGGGCAAUUUGUCAUUUUUU
Molecule: messenger RNA, 1066 nt
Organism: Mangifera indica (mango)
Lineage: Eukaryota; Viridiplantae; Streptophyta; Magnoliopsida; Sapindales; Anacardiaceae
Product: binding partner of ACD11 1-like
Exons: 5
Coding region: 140-928 (262 amino acids)
Molecular function (GO): RNA binding
Source: RefSeq, a predicted model, not a curated record